Aspergillus tanneri is the source of this 2631-nucleotide messenger RNA. RefSeq lists its product as uncharacterized. The transcript is spliced from 3 exons. The record is from RefSeq and is a predicted model, not a curated record. Lineage: Eukaryota; Fungi; Ascomycota; Eurotiomycetes; Eurotiales; Aspergillaceae. The coding region runs from base 1 to 2631 and encodes 876 amino acids. Gene Ontology annotation, molecular function: protein kinase activity; ATP binding. Gene Ontology annotation, biological process: protein phosphorylation.
AUGGCCAUCUCCAUCGCUGACAGUACUUGUAGCUCGACCAGGUCCUUGAGGCUGUUGUUGGACCCAGAACAGGUUGAUCCCCCUCGUCCCAAACAGAGCAUGUGGCAUCGUUUGGGCCUGCGCAGAUGGCUGGGCCGUGAUGAUCGAGAUUUUUCUUCCUCCCAGCCGCCUGCCGGUUCUCUCCCCUCCACCAACCAUUACGAUCAACAAUCCCACCAGCAUCAACCUCAACCUCAACCGAGCAAACUCCACGAUACCCUCUCCCGUCGAAUCUCCCGGAAGGUGGGUGUCGGCUUGCCCAGGUCCACCACGUUCAAGCGACAGAACUCCGAGCGUCGAGAUAACCUCGCUCUGGCUCCCCUCGACCCAGAGCCCCGUCGUGCUGUAUCCGCCGACCGCCGUCGCACGCUAAGUGCCCAGAGGAGCAGAUCUGGGUCUUCUCCACAGCCCGCCGUGGACCCCAGAUUAUCCGCUCCCGAGGUUGCCUGGCGCGGCGACCACACGGAUGAGACCACGGUUGAGGAACCCCCCGAGACGAAUGAGGACAGUGAGCUGUGGUCGGAAUGGAACCCCUUCCCGGACGUAACGGAUGUUCCCGAAGAGCCCCCCGACGAUAUCAUCGAGAUGGAGCUGGAGAAGCGGUGGAUUCUGAACCUGAGCAUGCAUUUCCGCGACCGCUCCGAGCGCGAAAAAUUCUUCGUCACCUACGCUGAAGCCCCCAACCGAUGGCGGAGGGUCACCAUUUCCUGUGACUACCGCGGCGCCCCUCCCGAUUCCCUCGAGCAGGAUUUGAAGGAACUGCGCUACCAGCGAGACAAAUGCGCUCGCAUCUACGAGUCCAUUCGCGAGUCCCUCCCCGAGAUCCAGUUCUACGAGACCGUCACCAACCUGAAGCUGGAAACGCGGGACGGCCGAUUGCAUGUCCAUGUCACCGAAGAUGUCAACGAGACCAUCCCGUACCCUCCUACUUCCUGCAUCGGGCACUUAGCGAACGCUCGACUGGUCCCCGAACACCGCCUACAUUUUGAAGCGCAUCUGUCGGGAUUUGUUUACAACGUGCGCUUGGACGGCAAGUCCUUUAUCAAGAAGGAAAUCCCCGGACCGGAUACCGUGGACGAAUUCCUGCACUCCCCGAACGUUGUUCAGGUGGAGGGAAUCGUGGUAGAUGAGUAUCGACAUGUCGUCAAGGGGCUGCUCAUUAGCUUCGCGGAGCAGGGCGCUUUGGUCGACAUCAUUUAUGAGAACCGAGGGUCAAUCGCGUGGGAACGCCGCGAGCGCUGGGCGCGGCAGAUCGUUCAAGGCCUCAGUGAAAUCCACGAGGCGGGCUAUGUCCAGGGGGACUUCACCCUGUCGAAUAUUGUGGUCGACGCCAACGACGACGCAAAGAUCAUCGAUAUCAACCGCCGCGGCUGUCCGCGGAUUUCCAUGUAUAUCGGAGUGAAGACAGAUAUUUUCCAGCUGGGUAUGACGCUGUGGGCCCUGGCAAUGGAGGAGGACGAGCCCGAGCGACAACAACGACCCUUGCUCCUAGACGAGGACCUAGUCAUCCCGGAUUACUAUCGAAGAUUAGUAUCCAUCUGCUUGAGUCCAACACCCCGGCACCGACUGUCCGCCAAGGAACUGCUGGGACUCUUUCCCUGCGACCUGGUAUUAACCGCCGGACAGUCCAACUCGAUACAUCCUCGACAUGCGGGGAUUGGUGUUGGGUUGCACAGCGGUGCCCUACCAUUGUACAACGCCCGCGCUAUUGCAGGCCCUUCAGCAUUCCUCACCCGUAUGGGGUCUGCCGAUGCCUUGGAGGCGUCAAUGCUUUCAGGCGGUGGGUAUAAUCCACAAACAGACGGAGACAUUCAUGGACUCGGGCCACUUUUUCCCGAAAAUGAACAUGACGAUGAGGAUCCACGACCAAGCACAAUUGAUACUGUGGAUAUGGGCAGUGCAGAAACCAGACUCGAUGGGAACCAACCCUUGAUGUCAGCCACAGAACUAGACUCCACUGAGAAACUGCCCUCUUUAGAAGAGCGCACACAUUUGACACGAUUUGUCGACCCCGCCCCACUCCCUACAGGCUUUGAAGAUGGCCAACGACUACCGGACCUUGUUUCAGAUGACAAUGACAUCGAUUUAGAUACUGAGAUUGAUCCGCUGUAUCGGAAAUCUUCCGUGGAACAACGGACAGACUUGGUGCCAUUCGCAGUCGACUCGUCCGCAGAACUUGGCGUUAGCUGCCACCCUGCGUGUUCGUUGAGACGCAGAUCCACGAAUAAACUGUCGCCAGAAUAUGCGAAACGCAACGAAUCGCCGGUGUCGUCUUCUGCAACACAGUCUAGCGAUCCAUAUUCCACAGCCGGGCCAGACUUUAGCCAUGCCCUAAUCCGCGACCAAGAUUGGACUGGCCCAAUGCAAUCGCGCUCUGUAUCCUCCCUGUUGCAUUCGAUGCUGCCUAUCAAUCCUGCGCUCAGUGGGUCGGGGCCAAAACUCCUGGAGAGUUCGGACCGGUUCUCACCCCUGACUAUUCGAUCCGCCUUGGGAUACUCGCGGCAAGUUCUCCAAGAACACACUCCUAAUCUCAGCGACUCACAUCUUCCGAUAAACCCAGCCUUUGUAGAUAAGGCCCUUGCCCAUGUUUGA